AACAACGGGAACGGCGAAAUAAGUACCUGUCUUGAGUAGAAAAAACGGCAACAGUUGGAAUUGGACUAUUAAGACUUAAAAAAAAAAAUGUCUAUUCCUAUGCAUCGACUGGGCGGUCGCGCCUUUGCCCACGAUGACGACGACAUCGAACAAGAGUACGACCGAUUGAGAGACUUGGCGCGAGCUGAGGCGGAGAAGCGCAACGAUUGCUUCGCGCGUUCGCGUCAGGCAUAUGAAGAUGGCGAUGGUGCUGGAGCAAAGGAGCUCUCCAACCAGGGCAAGGCACACGCUGCCCGUAUGGAUGAUUACAACCAGCAAGCAGCCGAUUUUAUCUUCCGUGAGAACAACGCCUCUGGCCGUGUAGAGGCGGAUUCGAUCGACCUUCACGGUCUCUACGUGGAAGAGGCUGAGCGAAUUCUUGAGGAGCGCAUUCGUGCAGACCAGGCUAAUGGACAGACACAUCUCUAUGCCAUCGUCGGCAAGGGACACCACUCAGCUGGUGGUGUACAAAAGCUCAAGCCAAAGGUCGAGGAGCUGUGCCAAGAACUUGGUCUUCGAUACGAGACCGAUGAGGACAACACUGGACGAAUUAUCAUCAACCUCCAGGGCGGAGAUCCUAUCCCUCCCUCGCACUCUGGUGGUUACGGUGGUCACCAUGGUGGACAGCAGCAUCACCAACCCCAGCAUCAUCAGCCUCAGCACCACCAGCAGGAACAGCAGAACGACGAUGUUGGACAGGUACUGCCUUGGAUUCUGAAAAAGUUGGAGAAGGCCUGCUGUGUGGUCAUGUAAAGCUUGGAUAUAAUCUUCUGAGUUGCCAUUUGUGGGAAAGAUUCUGACUUUCUGAAAUCCUUGUUUAUGAUUGCUAUAUCCAAGCAUUCCAAAAACGCUAGAUUAUUUAGAUGAGAGACAUGCGGAACGUUCACGCUAGAACUGAAUUGAUGGAGAUAUG
Messenger RNA from Fusarium redolens, 952 nucleotides. RefSeq lists its product as uncharacterized. The record is from RefSeq and is a predicted model, not a curated record. NCBI's taxonomy places the organism in Eukaryota, Fungi, Ascomycota, Sordariomycetes, Hypocreales, Nectriaceae. Bases 88 to 792 code for a protein of 234 amino acids. The transcript is spliced from 4 exons.